Drosophila innubila is the source of this 1404-nucleotide messenger RNA. Its product is annotated as arginine kinase. Gene Ontology annotation, molecular function: creatine kinase activity. The coding region runs from base 1 to 1404 and encodes 467 amino acids. Gene Ontology annotation, biological process: phosphocreatine biosynthetic process. Lineage: Eukaryota; Metazoa; Arthropoda; Insecta; Diptera; Drosophilidae. The transcript is spliced from 2 exons. The record is from RefSeq and is a predicted model, not a curated record.
AUGGCGUCAAAUCGGGAAUUCUUCAAUGAGAUUAUCAAUAACAUUGACGAUAUAUUUGUUCCCGAUGAUCUGCACAGCGCACGACGUGAGCUGCAGGAUGGAGAAAUCGCACGGACUUUGGAUCGUUGCUUCAGUGUCAUCACGGAGUCUGGGAAAUUGUUGAGUGGAUCCUCAGCAUCGGCAUUAUCGCAUCGAAAACCGUUAAGUGCCUCCGCCUUGCAACUCUCAGUCACAAGUUAUUUGAGUCGCUUUCUCAAGCGCAGCGUCUAUGAGAAAAUCAAACGAAGACAAACGCGACUCGAUCAUAAUUUAUUUGAUGUCCUGUGGCCGGCAAUGAGAAAGACUUCAAAAUUGAGACAUCUGGAGGAGGACAUCAAUUGUGGUAUUAUUGCGCCCGAUUUUGAUGUGUUCGUGGUGUUCCAGGAGUUUCUGGUGCCCUUCCUCAAGGACAUGCAUUGCCUGAACAUCGAUGCGGAUUUUAAGCCUCAUCAGAGACUUGCGUAUUUUCCCAUGGACAAUGGUGAACGUCUCAAUACGGCGGCGUUUGUCUUUGACGACGAAUCCCAGCUGGUCACACGUUGUAUUGUGGAGGCAUCUCGAAAUCUGGAUCAAUUGGAGUUGCCAUUAAAUUUGACAAUCGGCCAAAUCGAACAGGCCGAACGUGUCAUGAUGGGCAAAAUAUUUACAGCCAAUUUUGCCGAGGCAAUUGGAGAAACGGAAUCGGGCAGUUAUUAUACUUUAACGGAGUUGAUGGAACCCGACUCUGAGGUGGCCAGCAUGCUGCAUAAUCUGGGAUUGAUGAUUCCCUUGUUGGAUACCACAGAUUUGGUACAGGCUGCCGAAUCCACAGCUUUUAAUGGUGCACUUUGGCCUUAUGGACGUGGCGUCUAUGUAAACUCGGCUCAGAAUAUGGCUUUAUGGUUGAAUUGCCUCGAACAUUUGCGUGUCAUUUCGUCUAGCAGUGGCAAGGAGCCAGCGGACAUGGGAGCAGCUUAUACGAGGGUGGGCAGAGCAAUUUCUUAUCUGGAAACACAGCUGCACUUUAAGGAGAGUUAUCUACUGGGUUAUUUACAGUCUCGUCCAGCUUUUUUGGGCACAGGCCUCAAAAUGACAACGAUUGUCAAGCUGCCAAAUUUGAUGAAGGAACUGGAUAAUCUGCGACAUUUGUGCUCUGUUAGAGGAUUAAGUAUGGUCACCAAUCGACUUUCAAAGCUGACAGUCAGACUCAUAAAUAUGCAAAGCAUGGGAAUUGUGGAGCAUGUGCUGUUCCAGGACUAUUGCACGGCUGUCACCAAUAUAUUGUCCUUGGAGAAGGAUAUGUCGCUGACCAACUCAAAGCACAUAGCCACAAUGUUGGUUAAGAUCUUUAAGCGCAAAAAGAACAGCCUAAUCGAUCGCAACUGA